Messenger RNA from Camelus dromedarius (Arabian camel), 3958 nucleotides. It is a transcript of the gene ZNF740, whose product is annotated as zinc finger protein 740. The transcript is spliced from 6 exons. Gene Ontology annotation, molecular function: DNA-binding transcription factor activity, RNA polymerase II-specific. Gene Ontology annotation, biological process: regulation of transcription by RNA polymerase II. The record is from RefSeq and is a predicted model, not a curated record. NCBI's taxonomy places the organism in Eukaryota, Metazoa, Chordata, Mammalia, Artiodactyla, Camelidae. Gene Ontology annotation, cellular component: nucleus. The coding region runs from base 156 to 737 and encodes 193 amino acids.
UGGGAAGCGUGUUUGCAGUUUCACUCUUGAAUGCUGCCUUAGUCAACAUAUUGACCAACCCAGGGAGCCAAGCUCUGUAUUAAGCACCAGGGGGAGAUCUAGAGGAAGGCAAGGAGACAGGCCACAGCCCCUGCCUUCAGGGAGCUUCCAGUCAAAUGAAGGAGGCAAGUCUCCUGGCUUGUGAAGGCCUAGCAGGUGUGAGUUUGGUUCCCACUGCAGCCAGCAAGAAGAUGAUGCUGAGCCAGAUUGCCAGCAAGCAGGCCGAGAAUGGAGAGCGGGCAGGUAGCCCUGAUGUGCUGAGGUGCUCAAGUCAGGGCCACCGAAAGGACAGCGAUAAGUCCCGGAGCCGCAAAGACGAUGACAGCUUGGCUGAGGCCUCUCAUUCAAAAAAGACUGUUAAAAAGGUGGUGGUAGUGGAACAAAAUGGUUCCUUUCAAGUAAAGAUUCCCAAAAAUUUUGUUUGUGAACACUGCUUUGGAGCCUUUAGGAGCAGUUACCACCUCAAGAGGCACAUCCUUAUUCAUACUGGUGAGAAGCCGUUUGAGUGUGAUAUAUGUGAUAUGCGCUUCAUCCAGAAGUAUCACCUGGAGCGUCACAAGCGUGUGCACAGUGGUGAAAAGCCCUACCAGUGUGAACGGUGUCAUCAGUGUUUUUCUCGGACAGAUCGAUUACUCAGACACAAACGGAUGUGCCAAGGUUGCCAGUCCAAGACUUCCGACGGGCAGUUUUCUCUAUAGGCGCAAGGGGCCCUGGGUGGUGGGAGUGAUCAGAAGAAUCUACCGAAGAGCGCACCCCCUCUGGUCUGAUGGUCCCACCACCACCCCAUCUGUACCUGUCCCCCUCCUGGAGGAGUGGACCCAGGAAACCAGAAGAGUGCAUCAGGGGACAGCGGGCCCUAGAGCUUCAGCUCUGUAAAUAAUCUGAGACUAUGAGUAUCUCGGGGAAGUUCCUCCAGCAUUCCUGGGUAGGGAAGUUAGUCCCUGGACCCUUGGCUGAGGUCAUAGGUGGGGACUCAAGGUACAGGACCAAGACUGAAGUGUGGCUCCCACAACCUUGGACUCCAGCUGGCAGCUGAAAUGGGAAAGAUUGGGGAGAGGGAUUUCUUUGUUCUGUUCUUGUUUUUGUUUAUCCAAAAGCAGUUUCAGCAGGUGCAGUGUAGAAACAGGUAAUAUGGAAGUGUAGAGUCCUGGUCAAAGCAGGAGCUAUGGCUGGUCCAGCCCUCCCCAAAAUUGAGUUUUUAGUUGCAGUUGAUCCUCAAUGUUCCACAGCCCUGUACCUCACCUCCUGUUUGAAGGAGACUGGGAUCAGGGAUGGCAGCUGAGCUUACUUUGGCCUCCUUAUACACUGUAGGGAUAAAAAGAAGAACAGUGGGAGGAGCAGACAAGGGCUGGAUCCAAGGAGAGUGGACAGGUACCUCUUAUUUCCUUCGGGGAAGAGCAGGAGUUGUGGCCCUGGGUAUUGUAAUGGCCCAUGCCACACUGGUACCUAAUGGGGUCAGCUCAAGUGCCUUUUGGAGGAAACUUGGGUGUACAUGGCCCAUGAAGCCCCUUUCCUUUCUCUCUCUGGGCAGUUGAUCUUGGAGAUAGUUUUUUGGCUACCUCGCUGAUAUGACUCCUAAGCUAGACAGAGAUGUUGAGCAGGGAGUCAUGGAUGUCAAAGUGGGUUCUCUCCUUGUGCCCUCUUAGGAACAACCCAAGACUAGUCCCAAGCUGAGUAACAGCUGUUCAAGAAGCAAAGGAAUUUGGUGUCCCCUGACAUGACUGUUGAGCAGUGUGAGCUGUUCUCCCUGUCCAAGUCCUAUCACUGUAUUCAGGUAGAGGAGGUAGGGGUUUGGCCUUUGGUCCCAAAGAACAAGGUCUUGGCUUCCGUCUUGAUGGCUGCCCCUACCCAACAAAGAACUGUUGGGGGCAGAUGUGGGGGUGUGCUGCAGAGAAAAAACUGAGGAAGAAACCUAACAUAGGUUUUAUUCUUAACCAGAUUCUUUGCUCCUCUCUGUUCCAACACCACCACCCUAUCCGCCCCCAAGAAAGUGAUCAGGGGUGUGUGUGUGUGUGUGUGUGUGUAUAUGUGUGUAUGGUAUGGUAUGGUAUGUGAGUGUUCACGUUUGUUUGCUUGAAGAUGGCAUAUUAUUGAGCCAACCCUUCUCCAGCCCUCAACUCGGGAGGAUGAGCAUACAACAGCUUCUUCCCACACCCCCAAACCUGAAGGGUGCUUGAAGUCCCAGCAGGAGCAGAAGAACUCAGUUUAGGGGACAAGCGGGCUUUGUUUUGGAGUGGUUUUUUAGAUUGAUUCGACAGGCCAGUGGCUGAGAUGUUUCUAACCUAAGCCCCUACGAAUUUUCUAUAGUGAAAUAAAAACCUUGUUUCUCCUGCUAAGGAAAGGAUCCUCAUGAGAGGGUCUGGGGUUUGGUUGAUCCCCAGGUUGUGGCCGGCCCCAACCUAGAGGGCGUGAGUAAUCAUGGAGUAAUCAUGGAGACUUGGUGAACCUGACCAAGCUGUCAGUGGGGGUCUGAGAUGUGAUUUCAUUUUCCAGAAGAUGUAGGGAAUAGCAGCAGCAGACUCCUAGCUGCUACCUACUCUAGAGGUGAUAACGGGGUGGGAGUGAGGGCAGGGGGGUCUCCAUACCUCUUGGGUGUGAGGAUUUCAGGGAAAAAGAAAAGAGGUGUAGCACCCUUUAGAUCUUCCCUGACCGCAUUGCAUCGGAGAUCCUGUGGGGGAGAUGCUGGGAAUGUGUGUGCUGCCUGUGCUUUUCUGGUUUUAUGUUGGCACUCCCAUUUGAUCGUCCAGAGACCAGACCUCAAGUCCUUGGACAUAUCCUUGGUCCCUGCAAGUAGGGCAUCUUUCUGCAUGUGAGCCAGCCCCCUCCCUGUUAGAGGGCUCUGCUGGGGGCUGGGCUUUGUCUGGAUACAUUUAGAAAACUCUUGUCUUUUCAAGAGCGCUUUGGAAAAUGGGAGGCUUUGCUCCCUGCCACUUGCCGCUAAUUUGUUUAGGGUUGGGGUGGGUUGGGAGUAUGUGUGGAGAGAAUCACACGAGUGAUCUGUGCCCCUGCAUGUACGAAUGUAUGUUUAGGUCAGAAUGUGCCCUGGCCUGCUGCAGGCCUAGGCAUCCUGCCUGGGUGGGUGUGAGAAAGGGAAUUUCUAAGUGUAUGUGCAGAGAGCUAUACCAGAACCACCCCUGCUGAGGGUGGGUGAGGGGGAAACUUGGGACCGAUGGUUAGCUCAGUUGUCCAGGUGCAGAUGAUCGGGGGCCAUGGACGUGUAAGGAGAGGAGCAAAGAUGUGAAAGGAGUGAUUUAGCACCCAGAGGGCCCAGGAGUCUCACACCCCAGGGAAACCACAGACUAAGACCGCUGCAAAGGCUUCUGGACCCAGUGUCCCACCCCUUCUGUGCGGGGGUGGGGGUGGGGGCGUCUAGCACUGGAAAGAUGCCUCAGGUGUGUUUGGAGUGAAGGGAAAGGGAGGUAGGGCCGGCUCUCUGAGACCAGGACGUGGGAUUUGGGGACCUGGGAAAGAGUAGCACCAGUUCCUGGGUGGGUUGCUGUUCCAGGCCCCAACAGCCCUGCCCUUCCCAGCACCCCAGGUCUUUUCCGUCCACCCCCCAACAGCCUCUUGUCAUCACUUAGCUACUGAUUGUGCCCCAUGGCUUGACUUAGGAGGGUUACUUGAGGUGCGGAGUCCCGCCACAGCUUUUAAUCCUCUCCCCAGAUGUUCUUUGCCUCUGUGUGGCCCUGGGGCUUUUAUCAUAACAACCCCUCCUACCCUUCCUCUCCACCCUUUUUUUUUUUUUUUAAUAUACUUAUUUUGCUAUUGGGGGAGGGGAUAUCAAAUGAACAAGAUCACUUUUAAAUGGUAGUUUUUAUAAGAUGUUAUAAACUUGUAUCUUUUUACCAUUAAAGUGCAGUGUAUGUUCCUUCGUGAUAUAUUUAGGAUAUUUAAAUAAAAAGAAAAUGGGGCUUUUGUA